Molecule: messenger RNA, 1039 nt
Organism: Aspergillus caelatus
Lineage: Eukaryota; Fungi; Ascomycota; Eurotiomycetes; Eurotiales; Aspergillaceae
Product: cytochrome b561 domain-containing protein
Exons: 4
Coding region: 105-830 (241 amino acids)
Molecular function (GO): transmembrane monodehydroascorbate reductase activity
Source: RefSeq, a predicted model, not a curated record
CCUCCUUCCUGGUCCUCCUACUUUCUCAUAUCUUAUUUGUAGACUUAGCUAGUCCUGAAAGUUCGCUUUUUUCCUUCUAACUUAGAUUACCUUGGUAAAAUAUAAUGGCUUCUGCUACCGGAAUUCCCCAGGAACAUCCUCAAACUAUCGAGGCCCGAGAAGAUGAGCCGCUGCUGGGCGGACCGGGCGAUGUCGUCCAGAAGGAGGAUGCAUAUAUCAUCUAUAAUCUGUUCACCGGAACGGCCAGUCUGGCGCAGUUUGGAAUCUGGAUUAUCGCCAUCCUGGUCUGGGCGGGUAUCUUCUCCCAUCCGCUGAUACUCUUUUCUGCCCAUCCGCUCCUCAACUCAUCUGCGCUGCUCCUCCAAGUUCAAGCUGCACUCAUCCUCCAACCGACUGCGACACCCCAGCAGAAGCUCAAAGGAGCGCGCAUUCAUUACAUCAUCCAGGCGACCAGCGUGGCGACCUUUAUCGCGGGCUUCAUCGUCAUCGAAGUCAACAAGGGCAGUCAUGCACGCUUCACCUCGCCUCAUGGUGUGAUGGGCCUGAUUACCUACAUUCUCAUCAUCAUACAGGCCACCGGGGGAGUCAUUCAGUACUUUAUCCCGGUUAAGGUCUUGGGCAGCGUGGACAAUGGUAAGAAGCUUUACAAAUACCAUCGUCUAUCCGGGUAUGUCCUGCUGCUUCUUGAACUUGCGACUGUUUCCGCUGCUACGCGGACGACCUUCAACUUGACUGUGCUGUCGAUUCCGCUGUGGGCCGUGGUUGUGGGCGCGGUUCUGGUGAUCUCGGGCGUUGGGGCGAGAGUCAAGAAGCACAAAUUGGGUCUAUGAGUAGGAUGAUGGGUGUAUAUGAGUUAUGGCGACGUAAUCGAUGCCUAGUUUUCUGUGGUCUACCAUGCGGGUUAAUUUCGGUUUUCAUCGUGAAAAAGUUGUCAGAUAGUAGUAUAUUUAUGCCGACGCGUCAACACGCAUUACACUUUGGGAUAUCCGGGGCAAUUUCGAGGUACCAUAGGACAUGGAAGCUAUAUGAAGAAAAUGUC